GAGAGAGAGAGAGAAAAAAGAAAACUGUCUCGGAGGCGAGCGGCCCGAGACGGCGAGUGAAAGUUUAGGGGAAAAGAGUGCGAUUUAGAGCCCGUCCCGCGCGCACGGAGACGCGGUGCCCUCGUCGCCGCCGGGUUAUCCUGGGGACUCGACAAUAGACCUCUCUCGCGGGCGGCUCUGUAGAGCCACCCUUCCCCGUGGUAGACACCUAAUGGCUGACAAUUGCAGCAGGAUGGAAUGGGUGGAGAUCAUAGAGCCGCGCACCAAGGAGCACAUGUACGCGAACCUGACCACGGGCGAGUGCGUGUGGGACCCGCCGCCUGGUGUACCUGUGAAGAAGACGGACAACAAUCAGUGGUGGGAGCUGUUCGAUCAGAACACCUCGCGGUUCUACUACUACAACGCGACGUCUCAGAAAACCGUGUGGCACCGCCCGACGGACUGCGACAUCAUACCGCUGGCGAAGCUUCAGACGCUAAAACAGAACACGGAGCCUCCGAGCGGUAGCACGCCCGACACUCAAAAGGUAACAACCGAGCCGAGAAAGAAAGAAUCCGUCUCGACGCAGACGCAGACCCCUUCGGUUAGUCGCUCGACGCGAUUCAACCACCAGGAGAAUGCGAAUCUGACUCCGACGCUGCAAGCUCUCUCUCUUGGUAUCGCGAACAAAACGCGGACCUCCGCGGUUGGCGUCGACCUACAGACCUCACCUCCUUCUCCGUCUCCGUCCGCGAGGCGGCACCAUCACCACCAUCAUCAUCACAAUAACAGGCAUCACAGGCACCAUGACGUACCUGCGGCACGUACCAGACAGCACAAUCAUUCGCAGGACUCCGGCAGAUCCAGCGACAGCUCCGUCUCGCACAGCAGGACUUCCCUGGAGUCGACCAGUUAUCGUCUGUUGGACUCGCCGCACAGGCACCAUCAUCGCACGGCCGCGCAAACGCCGGCGAACGCCGCGCAAUCCUCCCCCAGGCAGCACAGCGGCGGCACCCUGGAGACCAGGUGUCACGGAAAGAGCGGGACACUCGAAAGCGUGAAGAAUCAGAAGUCCGUGUCGCUGGUGGGAGAACCGCCGCCGCUGGGCCUGUCCCUCUCGACCAGCACACCUCUGUUCAAGAAGAAGACUUUCGCCGACCCGCAACGCGAAGGUAGGGCUGGAAACUUGGACCUAGACAAAAGUAAAAAUGGUAGAGAAAGUAGUAGAGGCUCGUACGGUCCCGAGCCGAGUACAUCGCCAUAUCGCGAUUCUCUGAUGGAAUCCCGAGUCUUCAGGCAGGAAAUGCCGCCGUAUCGCCCGCCUGAGGUUCAACUUAGCCAUAGUUACAAAUCGCAGGGCGAGAAGUAUGGUUCCUUAAUGGAGAGUGGCAAUCGUUACCAUAGGGAUAGAGAACGGGAGAUGCAGCAGCAGCAUCACCGGGAGCGAGUCAAUAGUCUCGAUAAAACGAACCCGCCAGCCUUCUAUCCGAGUUCCAUGCACUCGAGAAACGUGAACAAGCAGCCGCAGGAUGGUACGGGUAGCAUAGGUAGAAGGCAUCACGGGUGCUCCGCGUCGCUUUCGGAAGCGAAUGUCAGGGACGUGUACGGCGCGAUGCUGUCCGAGAGAAACGAUCCUGCCAAGAGUCUUGGCAGGUCCGCCGGCGUACAUAGUGGUAAUUCGUCGAAGCAACGAGGUGGUCUCGAAGCGGUGGAGCGGGAGAGAGAGCGGGAGCGCGAUAGGGAAAAGGAGUACAGGCGAAACGCAGCGUGCAAUAACUCACUGGACUGUGUGCCGCAGGCGUUGGGUCGCAGUUACAGUUUCGUGCAACAGCAGAAGCAACAGCAAAAAAUACAGCAGCAGUUGCAGCAGCAGCAGCAGCAACAGCAGCAGCAGCAGCAGCAGCAGGCUAGAAGGAGAGAGCGGGACGACGAUGCUAUGCACGAACGUUACUUGAUGAUCAGUCAAACCCACGAACAAUCUAGACAGAGACUUAGUAGUAAUACUAGCAGUAGUAACAGCAGCAACAGCAGCAGCAAUAGCGCCGCGGGCGAGGAGACCGAGGGUCACGCCGAAGGAGACGACAGCAAGAAGAAAAGAAGUAAUGGAAAUCCCAGUCCCCCGCCGUCGCCGUUUUACGGUAAUCUGCUGGCUGAUGCUGAUCACUUAUUACCGUUGCAACAUUACAUUAUUCAACAGGCGAAAUUAUCAGGUUGUUACAAGUUUGGAGAUCCUUUACUCGUAGAAGAGGGAGAAGAUUCUCUGGACGAGGAAGGUGGCAGGGGCGAGGGUAUCGGCGGAAGAGGCGAUGACGAUUCCGACGAUCAAUUCGCCGACGACGAAGCGGCCAGCAAUCAAGGCGAUUCUUCCAGUCAAGAGUACCUCGAGGAUCACUACGCGGAUUUAGGUAAUUACGACACCGCAGGCUUAGCGACUUACUACACCACAGCCGACACCCUGACGAGGCCGCAGGCGCGACCGCCGUCGCCGCCGAACAUCGUGUCUCAGACGGAAGCGAGGGACAGCGUGGUGACUACGAGGCAGGUCUCCGUGCCCACCGUGAGUUCGACAACUCCGAGUAUCGGUAUAACGAAUGUCGAUAACACCGACCUGGACGAGGCGCGGAGGGACGACAGCACGGGCGGCGGCGACAUCGAGAAAUACGCGCAGGACAAUCUCAAUUUGAAUUGCGGCAGACCGAAAGGACUGAGGCUGUUGUUUCGAAAGAAGUUCAGCGUGCGAGACAUCCUCAGCUGGUCGAAAGACCCGAUACCGCAACCGAUGCUCGCGAUGGUGGACGGCGAGAAGCUACUCAAGAGGGAGGCUUGCAAUCUAUUCCGAUUGGUUCAAGUGUACAUGGGGGAUCGCAAGGCCAACGUCGGUAUGACGUUGGACAGCGUCGCCAUGGAUAUCGUCAACACCGCGUUUACGAAGCCGCCCCUGCGGGACGAGCUGUACGUUCAGGUCUGCCGGCAGACGACGGAGAAUCCGCGGAAGGAGAGUCUGCGGCGCGGGUGGGAGCUGAUGGCUGUGUGUCUGGCUUUCGUGCCGCCUAGCGCCACGUUCGAGCCCUACCUGGAGGGCUACAUGAACAGGCAUCGCGAUCCCAACUUCCAGUUUCCCGAGGUCGCCAAGUGGCCGAUACACGUGCAAGUCAGUCAUUACGCGACCGUGGCCUGCAGACGAUUGCAGCGGAUCGGCGCGCACGGCAAGCGACAGCCUCGCAAGGCCACGGUGGAGGAUAUCGACCAAGCGAGGAUACAAAUCUUCCGCGCGUCCAUGUUCGGCGCGACGCUCUCGGAAGUUAUGGCUUUGCAGAAGGACCGCUUCUCGCAUAGAGAGUUACCAUGGAUACAGACUACGCUGACGCGCCAGGUGCUCGUGCGCGGUGGCACGCUGACCGAGGGCAUUUUCCGGGUGUCCGCGGACGCCGACGAGGUCAGCGCGUUGAAGUCCUGCUUGGACAGGUUCGAGGACGGGGCGAUUCUGGCAGCUUCUCAGGACGCACACGCGCCCGCCUCCCUGCUGAAACUAUGGGUACGCGAGUUGUACGAGCCGUUGAUACCGGAUUCCUUCUACGUGGAGUGCGUGUCCAUGCGGCACGACGAUCCGGAAGCCUCGGCGGCGAACGUGGCCGCGCUCGUUGAACGUCUGCCGGACCUCAACCGUCGUGUGCUGUGUCAUCUAAUACGCUUCCUACAGAUAUUCGCUAGACCCGAGGUGGUCGCCCGCACUAAAAUGGACGCCAAUAAUCUUGCGAUGGUGAUGGCGCCGAAUGUAUUGCGGUGUACGUCCCAAGACCCUCGGGUAAUCUUAGAGAACGCACGGAAGGAGAUGGCCUUCGUCCGUACUCUCAUCGAGUCAUUAGACACCGCUUGGGUCGAUGAUCUUCACUGACCGUAUCCUAUCGCGCUAGAAAAAAAGUCCGCUCUAGACUAUUAUGCCAAAUGAAUCAGCUGUAUAGUCACGUCUAUUGUUAGUUAUCUCUCUCUUUCUCUCUCUCUUUCACUGUUCUCAAUUUAUCUUCACGCUCUUCUUGUUUGUCCAGUCACCAGUUUUCCCCCCAUACUCCCCCAUAGUCCCCCAUAGUCCCCCAUAUAAAUGUUCUUCGUAACGGUAAUUUAGUGCUAAAGUCUUACCAAGCUAAUCGAUCAACCCGCUCCCUUAUUUCCUAUUUAUUAUUUAUAUACAGAUUCUAUGUUAUAUGACAGAUUUUAGAGAUUAUAUUAGAUUAUAUUAUGUAUAUCGCUAUAUUAUAUCAUAUUAUAUAUUUUACCAAUCCCUUGUUACCGCGUCGAACAAACGUGGACGGCUUUUUUACUCAAUCAUUGUUGAAUCUCGUGUAAGAUAAAAAAAAGAAGAAUCAUGUGUUACCGUGUAUAGCUGCGCUCCGCGAUAAUCUUUUUGUAUAAGCGACGGAUUAACGUGUAAAGCGUUAUUAUCGAGGAGUAAACACUGCGAAAGAUUAGCAAGCUGUAGUCGCAGGUGUGUUUCUUCGAUUUUUCCCCCGAGAUCUCCAGAAACAAAAGUAACACACUUUACAUGAACUUCCACGAACACACAAAUCUCACAUAUAUUUUAUAAAAAAAUAUUCCUCAUUUUAUUUUUGUGCAAUAGUAUUCAUACUUAUAACUAAUAAACUUUAUUUUACAAUGCAACAAUCUA
This is a messenger RNA of Vollenhovia emeryi, 4642 nucleotides long. RefSeq lists its product as uncharacterized. Lineage: Eukaryota; Metazoa; Arthropoda; Insecta; Hymenoptera; Formicidae. Gene Ontology annotation, biological process: signal transduction. The transcript is spliced from 10 exons. The coding region runs from base 212 to 3874 and encodes 1220 amino acids. Gene Ontology annotation, molecular function: GTPase activator activity; protein binding. The record is from RefSeq and is a predicted model, not a curated record. Gene Ontology annotation, cellular component: cytoplasm; cytoskeleton.